ACUGAAUCAUAAAAAUAAGGUAACUUUCGACUUCGAGUUCAUGAGUAGAUUGAUUUAAAAUUUUUAGAAAAUAAUUUUGUUGUGCACCAAAAGUACUAAAGCUUAAACUUUUCUUUAAGGCUGCAACAAAAUACAUUUGUCGUUACUAUACCGCCGUCCACUAAUAAGAUCUGUAUCUAAACUGUCUAAUUUAAAAACAUUCCAUAAAAAUAAGUACAAAUUCUUCAAUAGCAGUUAAUUAAUAGACACGGAAGCAUUGUUGCAACAUAGACAUUUAGCGAGACACUACAAAUGGCCUACAAUGUAAGUACGCUUUCUGAAACUAUUAAAAUUUCCUUAAAAAUCUGUCCAUAUCUGUCUAAUAGAAAAUAGCCUACUUCUUAAUUACCGCUGAACAUAUUAAUUUAUGAUGAAUGUUUAGUAUUAAUUUGGGAUAAAUCUUUCAUUUAAGUAGAUUUUCCGCAGUUUCAUAAAUUAGGUUAAAUACCACGAUUUUCACCUAUUAGUCUGUCUUACCAUCAAUUAACCUUUAAAUAUGGAACAUGCCAAACAGACCUAUCACUCGCAAACCUCCAACUACCGAAAAUAGGAAGGAAGUUAGUACGCCCAAUUCACAGUCUUAAAAAACGUUUAUCAGUCAAUCAACCCAUGGACGCCGUACGCAGCUAAACUGUAAAUUAUAAUUACCUUUAUUCUUGCCUAGCUAUCUGCCAGUAGGUUCUACGGACUAUUCAAGCUCACGGGGUUCAGCCUGAAUGGAUUUUAUUCGUUAGUCUAGUGCAUAAUGUAAUAUAUUAAUAACUGGCCUGGCCAUAAAUACUGUUACAUAUUUUUUUUUACUUUUUAAUUAUUUUGAGUAUGUAUGGAACACGCAUAUUAUUUUAAAAACUUCUUUCGAUUUUACGCCAUAUCACCUACGAAUAAAUAGACUUAUAAUUUAUUCGUAGCAUAUCACAAAUUUUUCGUGUUCAUUAUCAAAUUACCAUAUGGAAUGGAGUGUUGUGCCUUGAACAAAGUGGGUAUGGAGCCAUCGGUCAUAUUCCAGACACUUCAAAAGCUUGGUAUCAGCCGUAUGUUCGUAUAUCGUACUAUCAACAGAUACAACAACACUUCCUCUGCCGAAGACCAGAAAUGAUAGGGGCAGCCGCGUGAUGCUAGAACUACAAAGGUUGUUAAUGCUGUUAAAGCCAGAAUUGGUCGAAACCCCAUUAGGAAGCAAAAAAUCUUAUCGCGAGAAAUGAAGAUUCCCGCUAGGACUCUGUCGCGUGUUACAAAACAAGACCUGAAGCUCGGUGCUUAUCGUCGGAUAUGCCUUAAAUAAUUCUUUACAAUUAAAGAGAGUGGAUCGAUCAAAACGCCUUCUAUCGCGAUACGCAGGCGAAAGGCAAAGAAGUAUCCUCUUUACUGAUGAAAAAAAUUUCACGAUUGAAGAACACUACAAUAAGCAAAAUGAUAACGUGCUCACAGUUCUAAAGAAGCUGCUUGGUCGGAAAGGUACAAAGUGGUCAACAUCCUGCGUCAAUGAUGAUUUGGUGGGGCGUGUCUUAUCAAGGAUUCACAAAACUAAUUUUUUGUGAAAAAGAAGUGAAAACUUCAGCCAAAGUGUAUCAAGAUACCGUCUUGGAUCAUGUUGCGAAACCUCUCAGCAAUACACUUUUUAAAAAUAUACCGUGGACUUUCCAGCAGGGCUCUGCACAUAGUCACAAGGCACGAACUACCCAAACCUGCCUAGAAACCAAUAUUCCCGUUUUAUAAGAGCUGAAGACUAGCCUUCGUCUAGCACAGACCUCAGACCUCAAACUUCAGAUUAUGGUCAGUUUUAGGGGCCAUGGCCUGCUCUAAACGAUUCGCUUAAAAAAUCAUUGGAGCAAACAGUGGCGAAAUUUCCCUUGGAAACAGUGUGUACAUUCGUGUAUUCGUGGUCAAACAGGCCUGUAGAAAGGUCAAAGGUGGCUAUUUAGUAUAGAAUAUUUUUUUGUUUAUUGCUGAGACCUUAAUAAAUAUGUAGGUAUAAAAGGAGAUUGCCCAUUUUUCUAUGAGCCGCCGUUGCGCUUUUUUUUUUUGUAUGAUAGCAUAAAUUCUAUAUAAGAGAAGGGAAAUAUCGUACUUUCAAUGAAAAUAAAAAUUAUCCAUUUCUUUUUUGGGGUUUUUUGUUGUUCUUUGAGUUUUGUUUGUUUUGUAACAAACCUUCUACCAAAAAACAACCACUCCUUACAACGAUUAUGAUUUGAAUUCUCAUAUGACAACAGAAAAUAAUUAUUAAAUUUUAGAUUAGAAAAUAAUUAUUUAAUUAUUAAAUUAGUCCCGGGGGGAGAGUGUAAACGCUUCUCUUCCCCCCUUUGCCUUUUCAUAAGUUCUGUCUCAUGCGAGGUUUGGAAGUUGUUUGUUGAGCGACAGGAGGUUUUAGUCAGUUCGACUCUGACAUGCCCAUGCGCCCGCUGGGGAUGGAGGGUGGCAGAACGGCGAUUUCCUCCUGACCAAAAAAAAACCAGUACAGAUUCCUUAAAUACUCAACCUUUUUCAGUUUUUUUCUUUGUCGGUUUUGAAUGUUUAACAACAAGAAAUGGGAUUGUGUCAUUGGGAUUGGGAUUGUUCUUUAGUAAUUUUUUAUUUAUCUAAGUCGCUACUGCAACGAGCCACUAUAAUUUUAUCCAUAUAACGACAGACCGAAUUUACAACUCCGGAUAAUUUAAUAGCGUCCCUUAAAAAUGCAGUAUAAUCGAAAGCAAGUAAACCGUAACUUGUAACCGUUCUAAUUUUGAAAAAAACAUUAAAAAAAUGAUCAAAAUGCAACGCAUAACGGCUAUUGCGCUUGCUAUUUUUUGCGCAAAGAUUAUGAAUGUGAUAAAAGGGGUUUUUGUUUUCGUAAAUAGCUCAAUAGAAACAAAAGAUGACGAAAUCACUGAGAGACUGUGUGCCCAAAAGCGAAAGACUGUAAUUACUUACGCUGGAAUAUAAUCACGUAUUAAACGAAUCGUCUUAUAAUAAAGAUUAUAGAAUACCAUGGAAAUGCACAAGCUACCGCUCGAUACAUAAAGUGAACCACCCAUCUCGAGAAAUACAAUAAUUGAACACAAGUAGGGACCAACGAAAUGAAACGAAUGACAAAAUACUGAACUGUACAUAACUAUUAAAUUCUUUCCCAAGGGUCGAAGUAUCGGGAACUUUUGGUAGGCAGCGACUUGGCUCUGCCCCUGGCAUUGCUGAAGUCCAUGAGCGACGGUAACCACUCACCAUCAGGCGGGCCGUAUGCUCGUCUAUCUCAAGCAAUAAAUAAUAAAAAAGUGUUCAUUCCCGAAAACAAAAACAUUUGGUACGCAACGCAAUCAAAAUGUAAUUGUAAAUAAAUGUAAUUAACUCUCUACGUUUUUAUAAAAUACUAGCUGACCCGGCAAACGUUGUGUUGCCUUAAAUAAGAUUUCUAGGGAAAUUCUACUGUAGAAAAAAAUACCUCAUUUAACCACAUAAUACCUCAUUAUAACCAAAAAAAAUAAUCCAAAAAAUUAAAAUAAAAAAUAAAUGUUUCGGGUGGACAACCCUUAUCACAUAGGGGUAUGAAAAAUAGAUAGUAGCCGAUUCUCAGACCUACUGAACAUACUAUUGAUACACAAAUAAAACAAAAAAAAACACGGCUGAAAAAUGUAUAGUAUUGUAUAGCUCUCAAAUAUAUUAAGUGCAUAAUCUAUGAUAUAUAGUGAGUAAGUAAGACAGGAGGCCGGCUUCGUCCUCAUCCCUACUACGUGAUUUUUGCUGGAUGAGUGGUGACACCUGGCGGGGAUAACUGAUCGAUUGAAAGUUGACCAGUAGUCGACCGGCGAGGGCGGGAGAUCAAAUUGAAUUUAAAAAAAAUCAUAAUUAAACGGACUUGAAAUUAUAAACUCUCAGAGUUUCUUCAAGUUUAUUAGUUUCUUCAAUUUAGUAUUUAAGAAACUUCGAAAAUCGGUCGAGCCGUUUCGGAGGAGUUCAAUCACGCACCCCGUGACACGAGAAUUUUAUAUAUUAGAUAUAGAUACUUAUGUACAAUUAAAAAUCAAACAACAGUAGUAAAAAAAAAUGAAAUUUAUUUUAAAAAAGUAAUUAUCCACAAAAGGCAUAUUAUAAUGUUUAGAAAUAUAUUUUUUUAUUGCUUAGAUGAGUUCACAGCCCUUACUGGAACCCAUAGACAUCUACGAUGUAAAUGCGCCACCCACCUUGAGAUGUAAGUUCUAAGGUCUCAGUAUAGUUACAACGGCUGCCCCACCCUUCAAACCGAAACGCAUUACUGCUUUACGGCAGAAAUAGGCAGGGUGGCGGUGCCUACCCGUGCGGACUAGUGCUACACUUACUUAUCAUUGUGUACGUUUAGAAUAUUAAUGAAAUUAGAAACGAUCCAACUCCACCACUUUGCCGGUGUAAGAAUCGCUCGGCUGCUUGUUUUGCCCUUGUUGCCCGCAUCAAAUUUAAUAAAUAUUUUUUUAAUCAUUAAUAUAAUUAUUAUUAUUGUUAUAUACCUACUUGCUAAAUGUACUAAGAUACACUUUAUAUGAAACAUAGAGUGGAUUGACCCAGGUGAUUUAUCUGAAACUAAAAUUGGGAUGAAAUUGAAUGAAAUGAAGUGAAAUGGGAUGAGAUGAAAGGAAAUAAGGUUCCAGUAAAAUCCCCAUCAUCGUGAUCAGUCAAAUCAUCGACUUUUUGGGAGAACCCGAAAAGCCAUGGCUAGCUAGAAGCAAAGCUAAACGUACACCUGAAGAACCACUAGAAACAAAAACAAUUUAAACGACAAUACAAAAAAAAUACAACAAUUCACGUUCUUCAUCUAUUCUAUUAGCCCACAGACGUCCACUGCUGAACAUAGACAUCUUUUAAGCCUUGCCACAAAGUUCGGUCAUGAACUCAUGACAUAAAAAAUUAAUACGCAGAUAGAGAAAAGAAAUGAUGUGUCGUGCAUACACUUAUGUUGUAAUUAUACUUGAGAACUUAGAACUUAUAUCUCAAGGAUGUCUAUGGGCACCAGUAACCACUUAACACCAGGUGGGCUGUGAGCUUGUCCACUCAUCUAAGCAAUAAAAAAAAACUUAAUCUAAUACAUUCGGUUUCUUUUAAUCUCAAUAUAAAAUUACCUACAAAGUGUUCAUUUUCUAUUGUCUAAUUUUUCAGUGCUUUCCAAUAAAUUAAUUUAAAAACCUUUAAAACUAGCAACCCUGAUCAAAACCACAAAGAAUAUAGAACUGCGGCAGCAAAGAAAAUGGCUGCUAAGUUUCAUGUCGUAACGUUAAAAUCGAUGCGUUGUUUUUUGAGUGUAACUUCGUUUAUGAAUCUAAAAUGCAAAUAUUUUAUGUCCAACAAAUAAGUGAAGUGAUCUUUGCGUGGAAUUCUCUAAUUAGUUUACCUACGGCUUGAAUUAUGUAAGCAGGAACCGUUAAACAACGAUAGCAUCGACGAAAAUGGGAGACUCUCGAUUGUUAUUGUUUAUAACAAUGAGCUUGUUCCUUAGUUCAUCGACUCUGGGGGAAAUUUACUUUUGCCCAUUAGAAUGCGCCUGUCUGCAUUUAUAUGUCGAUUGUUCAAAGAAGAAUUUGGUGUCUGUGCCAAAAAUUCCUGAGUGGGCGGAGCAAUUGGACCUCAGUCAUAAUAAACUAAAUAAUGUCACGAAUGAAUUGAAUACGCUAUCGAAUUUAAAAGUAUUAAAACUCGACAAGAAUAAUAUGAACAAUAUACCGAACCUCCAGUUGGACGAAAUACUAGAACUAAACCUCAAUAGAAAUAACAUUGUAUCAAUAGACACGAAUCAUUUUCCGGAAAAUAGCUCUUUGAAAAUAUUAAAUCUCAACAGUAAUCACAUAAUGACGAUACAUGAAGGAGCUAUUGAUAAUUUAUCCAACUUGGAAGUAUUGAAAUUAAACAGAAAUGAGAUUAAAUCUCUCCCAAAUCAUUUAUUCAAGUAUCAAACAAAUUUGAGAAUUCUAGAACUGAAUCACAAUAAAUUGCAUGUUAUCAAUGCACUGCUUUUUCAAGGAUUAUCAAAUUUGACUACUUUGAAACUUAGAUUUAACAACAUAGAUAAAAUAAUGGAUGGUGCCUUUUUCGGAUUUAAAUCAAUGAACCUAUUGCAAUUGGAUCAUAAUAAAAUCAGAGGUAUAUCAAAAGGGUGGAUGUAUGGCCUUGAAUCUUUGACAACAUUAUCUAUGUCCAACAACUUGAUAUCUAAUAUUGAUCUAGGAAGCUGGGAACUGUGUGCAAAUUUAGAGGUUCUUGAUUUAUCACACAAUCAUUUGAUAGAAAUAGAGGGGCGUACCUUUCAACACCUAAUAAACCUUGAAACAUUAAAUCUUAGUAACAAUAAUAUAUCAUCUAUUUCACAAGAGUCCUUCAGUUAUAUGGCUCAUCUUAAAGCACUUUAUUUGAAUAACAACAAAAUUUCUUGGACUGUAGAAGACAUGUCUGGGCCUUUCUCAAAAUUACAAAAUUUACACUUCUUUAACUUAGCAAGUAAUCAUAUAAAGUCUAUAAACUCCAGGGCAUUUGAUGGUCUUUCCAAUCUAUUGGAGUUAAAUUUGGCUGGAAAUAACAUAACAUCUAUUCAGCAGCAUGCAUUUAAUUCUAUGACAAACCUGAAAAAACUACACAUGAACUCGUCAUCGCUACUCUGUGACUGUAAUUUGUUAUGGAUUGUUAAAUGGAUAAAAGAAAAAGCUGAGCAAAAAUUUAUCACUGCUACUUGUGCAUACCCCUCUGAAGUCAGAGGUGUGUCAAUUACAAAACUGAAAGAGGAAAACUGUGGAGAUUCGCCAAAACCAAAAAUUGUAGAGCAUCCUAAAACACAGCUUGCAAUUAAAGGGCGUUCUGCUAGUCUAGUUUGUUCUGCAACAGCAAAUCCAUUUAAUAAUAUGUCAUUCCUGUGGAGGAAAAAUAAUGGGAAUGUCAGCAAUCCCACUGUAUAUGCAAAUGUGACAUUAUCACAGAGUGGUCAACCUCGUGCAACAUCUACCCUAAUUAUACCUAACAUCUCACAAGGAGAUUCUGGUAAAUACCAAUGUGUUGUAACAAAUAAUUUUGGAACUACAUAUUCUUCAAAAGCAAAAAUGAAUAUUGUCACAUUCCCUAGGUUUAUAAAAACACCAACAAAUGUGACUGUUAAAACUGGUGAAACUGUCACACUGAACUGUGCAGCUACUGGAGACCCUACUCCAGAGAUAUCAUGGAAAAAAGAUGGGGGGAAUGACUUCCCUGCAGCUAGAGAAAGAAGAAUGAAUGUUAUGCCGGAUGAUCAUUUAUUUUUUAUUGUUAAUGUAAAGACAACAGAUAUUGGUGUUUACAGUUGCGCUGCAAAAAAUCCUGCCGGCACUAUUGUGGCUAAUGCUACAUUGACAGUAUUACAAGAACCUUCAUUUGCUAAGGUAAUGGAAAACAAAGAAGUCAUCAGUGGAGACUCAGUUGUUUUACAAUGUAUGAUUUCGGGAUCACCUAAGCCAGUUUUGAAAUGGCUAAAAGAUGAUACUCCAGUUGUCCCUGGCGAAAGACAUUUCUUAGUUAAUGAUGACCAACUAUUGAUCAUAACAGGAGUACAAUCUGACGAUGCUGGUAAAUAUGAUUGUGAGAUCACAAAUGAACUGGGAACUAAGAAACAUAUGACUCAGCUACAAGUAUUGCCACCUGUAGCAAUUAUGGUUAAUGAGGAAGAUAUGACUGGCAUCAUAAUUAUAACUGUAGUGUGUUGUGCUGUUGGAACUUCAAUAAUAUGGGUAGUAAUUAUAUAUCAUACCCGUAGGCGUAUGGCAACUGCAGUGCGUAUUCCUACAGAAAGUUUGAAAAGAACACAUAUAGUGCACAGUGACAGUGAUUCUCCACAAAUGUUUUCAGACAAUGUUUCAGAACAUUCAUCAUGUAAGGAUAGUGGGACUGGUGAUUCUGCUAAACAAACGAGCUUUGAUGGUGUUCCUAUGGAAAGGAUUGAACAAGUACACUUUGAGCCUCCUGCCACCAACCGGAGCUAUUCUCCUGUGCCUGAGGCUCAUAAACUUCUUCCAUCUUCCUUUAAACCAUCAAUUCAAGUAUGCGUUAACACGUCUGUAACGCCAGCUACUUAUAGUUUUUCUAGUCAGAGUAGUAAUGUUUAGAUAAGUAAAUAUUUAUAGACAGCAUGGCAGAUAGUGAUGAACAAUCAAUGCACUUUCACUAAUUAACUAUGGGGUCAAUAAAAAAAAAACUACUCUUUUUAAACGCACAAAAAACUGGGUGUAAUUUUAAAAGGCAAAUUGAAUCUACUCAAGAUAAUUGAUAUUUUGUAUAAUAGUAAUGGUAAAAUAAAAAUUGUAUUUAGAUAAUUUAAACCAAUAAUUAGUGAAAAUGCACUGACAACAGGCAUGCGUAAUGUUUGAGAAUUUGAUUGCUUAGUACAAAACAAACUUGCCAGUAUUGGUUUUCAUAAAUAAGACUGAAGGUCAUUUAAUUCUUAAGUGCAUACUAUAGAAACUAUUAUAUUAUUUAAAAAUGAUGAAUGAGCAUUGUUUGUGUUAAUAUUUUUUUUAGUAGUAAUUAUAUAAUUAUUUUUUUUAUUAAUUCAUAAAUACCUGAUGUAUUUCUGUUCACAAAUGAACAAUCCCAAAAACUUUGUAUAGUUGUUCAGGGGGCCUAGCCAAAGUACAAUUUAUUAGUGUUAAUGCUAAAGUAGACAAAAAAUAAAGAUUGAGAGAAGUCUAAAAUAUCAUGCUAGUAAAUGGCACUUUUUCUAGGUCUUCUGCAUGAACAAAAGUAAAGCUAAAGUAAACCAACUCCAAUAUUUGCAAUGCCAUUGAAACUGAAAGAUUUAUUUUAAUAGAAGGAUACCUAUAUUGAUUAUGUUGGAACAAUAAGUAACGAUUAAAUUUUAUAAUAAAAGCAAAUGCAAAAGUUAUAAUCCAACAAAAAAAAAACUGUUUUCACUAGUGGGUAUUAAUUAGACUACAUUAAGAACCAAUAACCAGCUUGCCUUACUGUGUAGACUGAAUAAAAGUUAUUUUUUUUUCAGUAAGUCAUGUGACAUUUAAAGGAAAGUAGAAUAAUAUGGCAACAAUUAUAAACAUUCUUUCACUCUAAUUUCUUACAAAAAUAUUACAUUGACUAUUUAGGUUUAUUAAAUGAGAAAAUGUGACUUUAAGUCUGUGGUUUCGAUUUGAGAAAUCAACAUUUGUUGUCAAUGUAUUCCAUUUUUUAAAACUUCUAUUUACUGUCAUAUUAUUAAUAUUAAGUACUAAAAGUUGAUAGGUGAUAAGACAAGUAUACAAAAUGAAAACCUAUGAAGUUGGCAACUUAAAAUAAUAUUGAAUACUGAUGUCACAACAAGCUAUCUCAAUACAAAAAUAUAUAAAAUCAUAAAUCAUCCUUGCUGUGCUUGGUGUUUACUACUGUAAAUAUUAUAUGUGUAAUAUUAAUGUGCUUUGGUUAAAAAUAUUAGUGUAUUUUGAUUGUUUCAUUAAAUAGCAUAUAAAUAAAAAAUUACAGUUUUCAAAAUAAAUGUAAACCCAUGCUCGAAAGCUCUUUUGGUAUCAAAUAAUAUGCUACAUUCUUAUUAUUAUAACUUAAUUACAAAUUUAUAUGUAAAUAUAAUAUUUACAUAUAAAUAUUAUAUUUACAUGUAAAUCAAAAAUAUGUUAAUGAUACAGCUGACAUAUACACAGAUAACUGUCUGUACCACAAUCAAUCCUACACAAAUAAUACCACCUUACUUAGCUUUGUUAAUUAAACAAAAACAGUAAUAUAUAAAUUAAUUCAAAGUAGACAAAUGCACAGUAAAUGCAAAACUCAAAGUAUUAUACUUUUAUUUGUACAUAUUAUUAUAUAAAUGAUUGGCAGCUAAUUAGUGUAUUAUGCACUAUGUACUAUGUACCUGUACUACAAACUGCUACUUAUUUUUUAAUUGUUAUAAGUUUGUUUUGUAGUUAAUUUUCUGGAUAAGUAUUCUGUAACAUUGUAACAUUUUUUGUCUUUUAAAUGUUUUGAAGAUUCUAUUUGAAAAUUUAUUAAGUAACAUGCAUACUCCUGGAAGCUGAUAAAUAUUUAUCAUGUAUUAAUGUUACGAAAAUUGUUAAAAUUGGAAAAAAAGAUGUUGAUUUGUUUUUGUUAAUUAAUAUUUUGUCAUUUCAUGCAAAUAAAUUUAAGCUUCCCCAUCAAAUCAAAAAUUAGUAUAAUAGAUCCAGAACAUUUUUAAACUCCUUCCAGUGCUCCUGAAUGAACAUAAAAUUGUAAUAGCUUUACUACUUACAACUGAAACGAAAGCUUGAGCUUAUGAUUAGUGGUCUUUGUGAUGUGAUGGAGUGAUGAUUAUUGUAAGAAUUAAUCGCCUUGAAUUUUCAAGGUUUUGUAUUGUUUACACUUAGGUACUAUGUACAUAUAACAGUAAUUAUUUAUACCGUAUAAAAUAAAUAUAUUAACGCAAUAAAAA
Molecule: messenger RNA, 10399 nt
Organism: Bombyx mori (domestic silkworm)
Lineage: Eukaryota; Metazoa; Arthropoda; Insecta; Lepidoptera; Bombycidae
Gene: Pef
Product: peflin
Exons: 2
Coding region: 5424-8096 (890 amino acids)
Biological process (GO): COPII vesicle coat assembly
Molecular function (GO): protein binding; calcium ion binding
Source: RefSeq, a predicted model, not a curated record